Messenger RNA from Symbiodinium natans, 1536 nucleotides. Lineage: Eukaryota; Dinophyceae; Suessiales; Symbiodiniaceae. The record is from the annotation of a GenBank genome assembly.
AUGGCCGCAGCGGCCGUGGCUCAGCCUGUCAUAGAGAGCUCUGAGGUGAAGUCUGCAUUGCCGGGCGCGCAGGAGGAGCAUGCUGUCUAUGUUGAUGAUGAGGUGCCGUCAGGGUGGAUCACAGAGCACGACCAUGACGAUGCAUCUCAGAGGUCUCCCAGCUUGGAGUCUGUCCGGGACAAGACGCGAAAGGCGCCGGCUCCCGCGGCUGGGGAAACUCAGCCUCCGCAGUAUGACUACGUCGUUCAGGCGCAGCCAGACGAGACACCUCCGGAUCGGCAAACCCAGGCUGAGCUGGAAGACGCUGGGGAGAAAGCGCGGGAGGUGCACGUGGAGGCUUCAAGGCCCCGGCAGCAGUCGCCUGACAGAAAGGCCAUGCAGGAGCUUCCGCCGGGCGCCAUCGGCCAGGCAGCCUCUCCGGGCAGUGAGGUGGAAGAUGCCUCCCCGCCGUCUGAAGGAGAGAGCCCUGUGGCGAUCCCUGAGCCCACCUCUCCUGCCUCUCCAAGCAGCAAGACAGCCUUCCAUCGCUGGGAAGAGGCCGAAGUAGCCUCGCUCGGCGGUGGCAGCAAGCAGGCAGUCCGCCUCUUCUGUGGAGUCUGGAAUUUGCACGGCAAGAAGGCUCCAGCGAACUUGAACCAGUGGGUGCCUACAUCCCCAAGGCACCACAUUUAUGUCGUCGGCACCUGCGAGUGCGAGCGAACAAUCGAGAAGUCGCUCAUAUGGUCCAGCAAGGCGAGGUGGGAGAGCCAGAUGUGCCGCCACCUCGGUGAGGACUUUCGAAUGAUCGGAUCGCACAAUAUGAGUGCUAUUCACGUCAUGGUCUUCAUCCAUCGGUCCCUGUGGAGAUACUGCUGGGAAGCGCGAACCUGUCAGGUUGCGACAGGCUUUGCCAACCUGGUUGGCAACAAGGGUGGCACCCAGGUGUCUUUCCGCGUGGGGAACACCACCAUGCUUUUUGUGAAUGCCCAUCUUGCGGCGCAUGCGAACAAGAUGAAGGAGCGGACGCAGAACCUGCACCGCAUCCUCGCCGACUCGCCGCUGCGCAGCCGGAAGGACCUGAAAGGCGUCCACGAGGAAUACGACCGCGUGUUCGUGAUGGGCGAUCUGAACACACGUGUCGAUGCCAGCCGUGCCCAAGUGGACGAGUGGAUCAUGGAGAAGCAGUUUGACAAGUGCCUGGCGAAAGACCAGCUCCUACCUCUGUUGAAGGGCGAUCCAGGCAGUGGUUCUGCUGGUUUCUGGCCAGACUUUGAGGAGGCAGAGAUCAACUUUCCGCCCACCUACAAGUUCGACAAGCACUCGGAUAUCUACGACUCUUCGAAGAAGCAGCGGGUACCGAGUUGGACGGACCGGAUUUUGUGGCGUCGGGAUCCUCAUAUCAAGUCUCUGGCUUACGACUCUGUACCCUUCCUGCAAUGCUCCGACCAUCGUCCGGUCUUCGCUCAGUUCGAGGUCAUGGUAGAUGUGGAAGACUGGUCAGGGCCGCCCAUCCCUGACCAAAGCGGCAGGAAGAGCUCCGUUUGCUGCGUGCAGUGA